Messenger RNA from Acyrthosiphon pisum (pea aphid), 1497 nucleotides. RefSeq lists its product as uncharacterized. The record is from RefSeq and is a predicted model, not a curated record. Gene Ontology annotation, molecular function: protein dimerization activity. The transcript is spliced from 4 exons. Lineage: Eukaryota; Metazoa; Arthropoda; Insecta; Hemiptera; Aphididae. Bases 1 to 1497 code for a protein of 498 amino acids.
AUGUCAGUUGAUAAAGUACGUUUGAAUGAAAAACUUGCUUUGGCCAUCAUCGUCAGUGGAUCUCCAUUAUCAAUGACUGAGCACCCACUUUGGAUUGACUUUUUUAAGCAAAUUCGACCAACCUUUAAACUACCUUGUCGAAAAUCUAUAUCUACAGUUUAUGUGGAUAAAGUGUAUGCUGAAAUGCAGAGUAGUAUUACUUAUGAUCUUUUUGACGCAAAUGAUUUACAUAUUCAACUGGAUGGAUGGACCAAUAUAAAUAAUGAUGGCAUAAUAAACUUUGUUAUUUGUAAACCAGAACCAUUGUUUGUCAAAUUUCUAAACACUAAAGAUAACCGAAAAUUUUUUUGUCAUUAUGGGGAUAAUGCUGCUAAUGUUAAGAAAUCAUUUGAACUGGUAAAAAAUGUGUAUAAAGGGAUUCAACCUCUUGGAUGUGCAGCCCAUGGUUUACAUCUCUUAUGUUCAGAUAUUUUUAAAGUAGAUUCAGUUAGUGAAUUCUUGAAACAAAACUCUAGUAUUGUUAGUUCUAUAAAAAGAUCACAAUUAUUAUCUUCUGUCUUCAAAAAACACCAACAAAUUAAAGGCAUUAAUGUUCAAUUGAAAUUGCCUGUCAAAACCCGUUGGGGGAGCUUUCUAUUUUGUUUGGAAAGUUUGAUGAAAAAUAAAAGUGUUUUACAGGCCUUGGCAGUCGAUGACACUAUUUCAAUUUCAUUAUUAAGACCUAUCAAAUUGACAUUACUUGAUGAUUCUAAAUUUUGGGAAAAUGUUUUAAAAAUGAUAAAUUUAUUAACCCCAAUAGUAAAUGCAAUUACAGUCUUAGAAUCAAAUCAUAAUCUUAUCCAUAGAGUUAGAACUGCUGAAUUGCUGGACCCUAAAUCACAAGGACUAGAAUUAAAUGCAGAUGAACGUGUUGAUGCUUUAGAAUUUAUAUAUAAUUUAGGAGUUGAAAUGAAAAUAGAUAUAAUGAAUGAUCUCUCAGAUUAUCAAUCAAAGCAAGGAUAUUUUGCUAAAAAAUUUAUUUGGGAAAAUUCUUUGAUUACUGAUCCAGUAAAGUGGUGGAAAUUCUUAGAUCACAUAUCCCCAUUAUCUAAAGUUGCAGUAAGAAUAUUAACUGCUCCUUGUACUUCUGCUGCUACUGAACGAACAUUCAGCACUUUUUCUUGGAUACAUAGCAAAAAAAGAAAUAGAUUAACUACAGAGAGAGCUGGGAAAUUGACAUACUUAUCUUACAAUUGGAAGCUAAAAAAUAAAAAAAGUGAAAUUUCCAAAAAUACAGAAGCAAAUAAUUGUGAAGAAUCUUCCAUAGUUAUACAACAAAUACAAAGUUCAUCGAGUUCUUUUAACUCUGAAAAAAACGAAGAAAAUAUGAUUAUCUCAAAAAGUGAUUCAGACAGUGAUUGUGAUUCAGAUUCAGAAACAUAUAUUUUAUAUAAUGAUACCAGUAGUGAUGAAAACUCAGUUUCAUGUUCAGAAAAAGAAGAUGAGGAUAAUUAUUAA